Eleginops maclovinus (Patagonian blennie) is the source of this 1837-nucleotide messenger RNA. RefSeq lists its product as uncharacterized. The transcript is spliced from 5 exons. The coding region runs from base 320 to 1837 and encodes 505 amino acids. NCBI's taxonomy places the organism in Eukaryota, Metazoa, Chordata, Actinopteri, Perciformes, Eleginopidae. The record is from RefSeq and is a predicted model, not a curated record.
UGGUUUAAAGACCUCAUGACACCUAGAGACUACCUUUUUUUAUUUAGUCUAAAAUAACUUUUAUUUUCGAUUUGAAAUACAUAAUUGUGAUAAAUAUGCCCGGUUCUCUGUUAUUUUCGAAAUUUGUACGCAAGCCACUGAAAUCCACAGGCCAGUGUCUUGACAACGUUCCAACAUAAAGAUGACGUAUGCUCCGGAACGCUUUUAGACCUGAUUGCACCUGCUGCCACCCUUGACCUUGAUCAUUUCUAGUCACAGUAAGUCGUACUCGCAGUUUUAGCAUCUUUAAAGUUUUGUUCUUAAUAUUUUUGUUGAGAACAUGCCUGAGCGGUGUGUUGCAGCGUAUUGUUCAAACACCAGGGAGAACGGUUUUACCCUUCAUCGGUUUCCGAAAGACCCUGCUUUGUGUGAACUCUGGACGCAACAAGUUUGUAGGACAAGAGCUGGUCCGAAAGGAACAGUAUGGAAGCCAAGCUCGUCGUCUGUACUUUGCUCAGCGCAUUUUGAAGAGGAGUGCUACGACUCGAUCCCCGCUCUGAAGGAGCAGCUUGGUAUUGAUGUUCGUCUGAAGAAGGUUUUGCUGCCCAAUUCGGUUCCGCGUAUAUUUCAUCGAGGGACAAGCUCGAGGUUAGCCCCGGGGGCGAACGGCGACGUCAAGAGCCGGAGGUCUCAUGCUCUGGAGAAAAGGCAGAGAUUGGAGGUACUACAGGAAUGCCAGUCUGAGUAUGUUGCUGAAGAGGAAAGCGAUGACUUUCCUGACGGGGACCCAUCUACUGAUGUGAAUUCAACAGAAGAUCAGCACAGUGACUUUUCCGUUCAAGUGUGUCUGAGGCCACCAACAAGGACGGUGGCUAUGCAGUUCAAAGGAAGGGGACGGACUAAAGGUGUGCAGGCUACUACAUCAAUGGUCACUGUUGGGACUCAGACUGAGGAUGACUGCUUUUGCUUUCACAACACCGACAACUCAACCUCUUGUGGCUCUGACUCAGAUGACAACAUGUCGACAGAUGAUCCCGACUACAAGCUGCCGUCCUCUGAUGAUUCAGCUGAAGAGAGUCCUGAACACAAUACUCCACCAGUGCCGCCACCUGAGGCGCCAGCAGGUAGCGUUUUUCUUGUGUUCUGGGAAUGCCUGGUGACGCUGUUGUCAACAUGGUGCAGCUGUGGACUUUGUGGGAGCAGGUCACUGUCCUGGCAGUGUAAAGAAGUAGGAACACAGUUGCAGGUCACCAUCCAGUGCGGGGGAUGUGGGAACCAAGGACUAUGGAACAGUCAACCUUUCUUCGGCAGAACAGCAGCUGGGAAUGUGUUGUUGUCCGCUGCCAUUCUCUUCAGUGGGGCCACUGUCACCAAGGUGCUGCGUGUCCUAUCCAGAUUGGGCGUUGCUGUGAUGUCGGAAAGAUCGUUCUUCAGACAUCAGGACCAGGUGCUUUUCAAAGCUGUGAAGCGAGUUUGGGGCGAGCAGCAGUUUGCCAUGCUCUGUCUGCUACAGGCAGAAGGGGAACCCAUCGUGUGUGGUGGUGACGGGCGUGCCGACACCCCAGGGCAUUGCGCUAAGUACGGCACCUACUCAACAAUGGAGCUCCGGAAAACAGCUGUUAUUGACGUACAACUUGUACAGAGCAAUGAGGUUGGAGGGUCCUACCACAUGGAGAAAGUGGGACUGCAGCGAUCCCUUGAGAAAGUCCAGGGCUUUGUGGAUGUCGGAACUCUCGUGACAGACAGACACAUAGGCAUCAACAUGAUGAUUAGAGAGGACCAUCCAGACAUCACGCACCAGUUUGACAUAUGCACCAUCGCACAAACUGUCUGUAUCCAGUGUACCUCUUCCACCUAA